Molecule: messenger RNA, 1885 nt
Organism: Bicyclus anynana (squinting bush brown)
Lineage: Eukaryota; Metazoa; Arthropoda; Insecta; Lepidoptera; Nymphalidae
Exons: 1
Coding region: 909-1733 (274 amino acids)
Source: RefSeq, a predicted model, not a curated record
AGUUUUUGAAGCUAAAACACGCUUGGCUUGUAAGAUGCGUGCUGCCAUCUACAGGCACAGUGAAACAGUGUUUGUUAUUUUAAUUACCAAUAGAUAGCGUUUUUAGAGAAUUUUCAAACAAUCUAUUUUUGUCUCAGACCAUUUACCUUCUGUAGGACCUGCCUCGCUAGAGGUUACCCCUCUGUCAUUAAUACAAUAUGUGAUCGUGAUCAAACGUGUUCAUACAAACUGCAUCAAUAGAAUCGAUGUGUCAUUGUGUUCAAUCACACAUGUGUGUAUUACGAUUUAAAAUUUAUAGUUGCGUGUAGUGUAAGGACACAGGAUAUAUUUAUUGGUGAUAAAUAUUUCCGAUGUUUGAGUUUACCUCGUUCCCCUCAAAUAACGACAAACAAUUUUGUUGGUGAAUCUGAGUGCGAUAUAAGUCUGUAGUGGCCUACAUGCAUACCUACGACUACGACGACUACUACAUAUGGCGCAUACACGUCCGUUCGCCGAGGCACGCUGCCGCAGACUAAGCGAUAGCUCGUCGUGCGCCGAGAUAUAUAUGUAGCACCUCGUUGAUCGCUGUUUCCAAUAGACGACAUCUCUGCGUGGAGUUUUAGGUUGGACUGAAGCCGCGACCGCAUACGAAGCACUUUUAUAUCACGCAGCGAAAAACCUGUUCCGCGUGAUUGGUCAAUUGUGGUUUUAUUACUAACGUGUGUUCGCAGAUUUGUAUUGCUAAAAUUGUAAAUAUUAAUAAGACGAAAAUACAUUCGAUAUUGCAUUUUCAUACGAUAAAUCGCCUUUUAUUUCAAUCUCUCUAACCUACUAGUAAAAACCUUACAGUGGUGACACCGACGUGAGUGAAAAAAAUACAAAAAAAAAAUAAGAAAAAAAAUAUAAAAAAAAAUAAAAAAAUUAAAAAAAUGGAGUCAGAACACUCAGGCACCCAGAGAGAGCAAGACAUCGAGUUAGUCUCCAUCAAGUCGAGAUUACCACAGUUUUGGCGCGAUAAGCCUAGGCUAUGGUUCGCGCAGUUCGAAACUAUUACUGCCAACCAAAAGCUUAGCGAUGAGGCGAAGUUUGGACUUGUCGUCGCGCAACUGGACAAGAUGGACAUCGAGCAAAUUGGUGAUAUCAUCCUGUCACCAGCCAACACGGGCAGAUACGAGGCCCUAAAGAAAAGAUUGCUGUCUGUCUAUGAAGAAUCAGAAAAUAAACAACUACAGAAACUACUCAAUGAAGUUGAACUCGGCGACCAGCGACCUUCACAACUGCUACGACGGAUGCGAGAUCUGGGCCGCGACAAGAUUCCGGAGGACACACUGCGGAUGCUGUGGAUCAGCCACCUCCCGCCGGCAACACGCGCCGUACUAGCAGUGAGCCAAGAAUCAAAAUUAGACUCGCUAGCGGCUGUGGCGGACAAAAUGGAUGAACAUACGAAGGAGAUACAAUCUGUUUGUUCCUGUAGUCACGGAAGCGUCACAUCUCCGAAACCUACGUCAUCAAACGAGAGGAUCAUAGAAAUGAUCGAGUCGCUGACGAAGGAAGUAAACGAGCUGAAGAUGGAAAGAGCGAGAGGCAACUAUCGUCAACCAUAUACUCAUCGCCGACGGUCGAGAUCCCGGUCAAGGUCAGCAAAUCCAGAGUCGGCCGUAUGUUACUUUCAUCGCAAGUUUGGAAAGGACGCCUUCAAAUGCAGAAAACCGUGCAAUUUCGCAAAGAAAACCGGCCAGAGACAGGAAAACUAGGAGAGACUUUGGCUGCGACGGGAGCCGAGGUCAAUGAAAUGUUAACACACCGUCGCUUAUUCAUCAAGGAAAAGACCACUGGACUCAGCUUUCUCAUCGACACCGGCGCGAACGUGAGCGUACUCCCGGCAAGAAAUGCAAACAAAAAGAAA